This is a messenger RNA of Cyprinodon variegatus (sheepshead minnow), 9159 nucleotides long. It is a transcript of the gene celf4, whose product is annotated as CUGBP, Elav-like family member 4. The coding region runs from base 262 to 2058 and encodes 598 amino acids. NCBI's taxonomy places the organism in Eukaryota, Metazoa, Chordata, Actinopteri, Cyprinodontiformes, Cyprinodontidae. The record is from RefSeq and is a predicted model, not a curated record. The transcript is spliced from 14 exons. Gene Ontology annotation, cellular component: nucleus; ribonucleoprotein complex; cytoplasm. Gene Ontology annotation, molecular function: mRNA binding. Gene Ontology annotation, biological process: regulation of alternative mRNA splicing, via spliceosome; mRNA splice site recognition.
UAAAAAAAAAUAAAAGGGUGCCAAGAAGCUGGGACGGAGGAACGUGGGUGUAAAUAGACAGUGAACGUUGUUGCUCUCUCUCUCUUUCUCUCUCUCUCUGUCUCCCUCCCUACCCUUCUCCUUUCCUCUCCUUCUUUCUCUCUUUUAUGAAAUCAAUGAACGAGUUAUUGGGUAGGACAUAAAUAUAAGGAAUCAAAGCCUCUAUCGGGACCAACUGGGCACUGCACGCUUUUUUUGAUAUGAGUCUUCGCUGCACGCUACAUGUGUUUUCCAAUCAUUGUAAAUACUGGCUUUGAUAGGACGAGAGAGGACCCUCUCUGGCACGGCUUGGUCUUGGAACCCAAAUUUUCUCCUUUCUUUUUAUUUUUUUAUUUUCCCUCUUCUUCAAAAACGACUCUCCGCCCGUCGCCGUCUGCCGCCGUUGUCCUGCAUACAUCCCCAACUCUCCCCGCGGCAGGUCAGAAGAUGGCAACUUUAACCAACGGGCAGGUGGACGGCGCGGUGCACGGUGUCGGCGUCGGUGUCGUGUCUGCCAACACGAACGGGCUCGUGAACGGAUUAAGCCACAGCUCAGCGGGAUGCCCAGCCACCAUACCCAUGAAGGACCACGAUGCCAUCAAACUCUUCAUCGGCCAGAUCCCGCGCAACCUGGACGAGAAGGACCUCCGGCCCCUCUUCGAGGAGUUCGGCAAGAUCUAUGAGCUCACUGUGUUGAAGGACCGCUUCACGGGCAUGCACAAAGGCUGUGCCUUCCUCACCUACUGUGCCAGAGAGUCAGCCCUGAAAGCCCAGAACGCAUUGCACGAGCAGAAGACCCUGCCAGGAAUGAACAGACCAAUCCAGGUGAAGCCAGCAGACAGUGAGAGUCGAGGAGAAGACAGAAAGCUCUUUGUGGGCAUGCUUAACAAGCAGCAGUCAGAAGAUGACGUGCGACGCCUCUUUGAGUCCUUCGGUAGCAUUGAGGAGUGCACCAUCCUCAGAGGUCCUGAUGGGAACAGCAAAGGUUGUGCGUUUGUAAAAUACUCGUCUCAUGCUGAAGCUCAGGCAGCCAUUGGUGCACUUCACGGCAGCCAGACAAUGCCUGUGGGUGCACAGGGUGCCUCGUCCAGUCUGGUGGUAAAGUUCGCUGACACGGAUAAGGAGCGCACCAUCCGCCGCAUGCAGCAGAUGGCCGGUCAGAUGGGCAUCUUCAACCCCAUGGCCCUGCAGUUUGGAGCCUACGGAGCAUACGCUCAGGUGCAGCAGCAGGCAGCAUUGAUGGCGUCUGUAGGACAGGGGGGCUACCUCAGUCCAAUGGCAGCCUUUGCAGCAGCCCAGAUGCAGCACAUGGCUACCAUCAAUGGCCUCCCCGGAGCACCGCUGACCCCUACGUCAGGUGGCAGCACUCCCCCGGGCAUUAGUGCCCCCACAGUGACCAGCAUCCCCUCACCCAUCAGCGUCAAUGGAUUUACCGGCAUGCCACCGCCCCAGGCCAAUGGGCAGCCACCAGCAGAAGCUGUCUUUACCAAUGGGAUCCACCAUUAUCCUGUGUUGCAAGAGGUGGUUUUUAGGGAGGACUCAGAGAAAAACGGCUUGGGCGUGGCUCCGAGGAGUUGUUUUGGGGUUCAGGGUGGCUGCUUCCUCUCUUCUCUCUCAGAAGCAGCUCAGAGUCCCACCGCAGCCGAUCCUCUCCAGCAGGCUUACACUGGAGUCCAGCAGUAUGCAGCAGCCUACCCCGCCGCAUACGGUCAGAUCAGCCAGGCCUUCCCCCACCCUCCGCCCAUCAUUCCACAGCAGCAAAGAGAAGGACCAGAGGGUUGCAACCUGUUCAUCUACCACCUCCCUCAGGAGUUUGGGGAUGGAGAGCUGAUGCAGAUGUUCCUGCCUUUCGGUAAUGUCAUCUCCUCCAAAGUGUUUGUGGAUCGGGCGACAAACCAAAGUAAAUGCUUUGGUUUUGUCAGCUUUGACAACCCAGGUAGUGCCCAAGCUGCCAUCCAAUCCAUGAACGGCUUCCAGAUUGGCAUGAAGAGACUGAAGGUCCAGCUGAAGAGGCCAAAGGACGCCAACCGCCCGUACUAGCCCUCCUCCCCUGCCCCAACUGGCCAACGCCAUCGUGGCCGACGGGGGCAGGCGCUGUCAACAGGAGAAGACAGGAUUUGUUGAGCUGAAUAACAUGUUGACCACUUGCUACCAACUGCUGAGUUAAAACUCAGCCUCCGGACCACAAAGGCUGCUUCAGAGAAAGAGAGAGAAGAGUGAGCAUUGGCCAGGUCCAGGACACCUCCCUUUGGAUGUACUUAAACUAGUGAACUCAAGAGAGAAUUUCUGGUUAGCACCAUGACUUCUUUUUCUCCUGCACACUAAUAUACACCUCCUCCACCUAAAAACCCUGCUUGAAUGACAGCUACCUUUUUCUGGACCACAAACACUUUUACUUGAAUGCUGAAAGGGGAAAAAAAGUUAAAGAUCCUACAUCAGACCUACUGAUUAUGACCAUUUCUACUGAACUCUGCAAGGGAAUAUGGAUGCCAAAAGUCCAACGGGAAAUAAAAACUUUUUAAAAACUGAAUAGAGGAUUGCCAUAGGAGAUCCUUCUGUGAGAUGGUUUGAGUUUCUUUUUGGACAAAUGACUUUUGAAGACCAAUUUCUAAGACUUCAAGCAACUAAGUGCAAAUUGUUAGAGAGGGAGAGAGAACUGCAGUAGGGAAUGUGACAUUUUCAGGACACAGAUUUGGGAUGGCCAUCUUCAGCUCGGAGUGCCUGUCUGUUUCCAGGGAACACCGUUGCAGAGGAGAGCCACGGCAACGGAUUCCAGGGAGUCUUAUCCGUCAUUCCUUAGUUGUUUUAGGGACCAAAAGACCAAACGUUUUUAUUGCUGAGGACUUGUAGCUCUAAUAUACUUGGACCACUGCAUCUCUUUAAGUCAGCGGCGCCUGCCUGGAGAGUUGCACUUGAAACAAGUGUACAUUUCGAAUAUAUACAAAACCUGUAUAUAUACAUAUAUAUUAAUGAUAUGCUUUUUUGGAAUACAGGCAGAACUAUUUCAGACGACCAAAAAGGGUCUCUCACUUCGUUAGUUUACAAUUACGCAAAAUGUUUAUUUUUGUUCCCCUUUUCAUUUUUGUCUCGGGAGGGAUGGCGAAUGCAUGGGAGGGGCUGCUCCGUAUCACAGCCUUAUCUUUUUUAAAAUCGACAUCCUAACCUCACAGAUAAAAGAACAUCCGAAACGUUUGAAAUAUAUGAACUUGUUUAUAUUUGCAGUACAUAUAAAUGUAUAACAAGCAUUCAAGGCAAUGUAUUCAUAUAUACAGUAUAUAUGGAUAAUAGAUAUUAAUCACAAAUAUAUGUAUUUAUAUGCACAUAUUUUAUAUAUGUGUGACUGUACAUAGAGCGGCUACUGACUAAGUUGAGCUGUCCUUUUUUUGUAGAGUUUAGCAGGAGUUUGAAGCAUUGCUCUGCUUGGGAAGACCCGCACAUCUGGCAGCUCCCCAAAACUGCAGGCAUUCCUAUCUCUGAUAACAUAUAUGCUGACACAUGACAUGUUACUAAAAAAGAAAAAAGAAAAAAAAGAAAAGAAAAAAAGAUCAGCGCGUAUGAGAAAACGUAUCUUCUGUAAAUAUUAUCUGAAACAUGCAAAAAGCCACCUCUCAGUAGCAGGCUUUAAGAGAAUCAGGCUAAAGAGGAUUUUUUCUUUAGAAGAAAAGGACAAUUAUCUUCGACUCUAUUCCAAAACAUAUCAUGUGAGCUCACACACACACACACACACACACACACAAACUUCUCUUUGAAACUUGAACCAAAACGAAUACGUCUCACAACCCUUGCUCUCUUUUGCAUUCAGUAAAGUGCAUGUAGCGUAUGGGCUGUCACCACAUCGAGGUGUGCCUUGUCACCUGCAAAAUCUGCCAUCCAGCACUGUGCUCCCACAAAAAUGAAAACAAAAACAAAGACAGACACAAAGAACCUGAACACACAUUUCUGCAAGCAGCCAAUGCGCUAUUAUGAUGUCAAAAAACCCCAGGCAAAUCCAUAUCAUUUCUCAGCCAUGUAGAGAGCUUUAGCGCAUGUCAAACAGAGCAAAUCGUCCGAUCACUGUUGGGUCUACCUUUGUCUUUGCAAAAAUAAACAAAAACAUGCAUUUAAAGCGGAAGUAGACACGUGAUCAGACUAUAAAACGUGGGCAUUAGGUAACCUGUUGGCACAGGUGUUAACUAUCAAAGCAGUGUGCAGGGCUCCUGUAACUACCUUCCUCUGGUCGAAGCUGGAGAAUAAAGUAGGCGUGACUGAAUGAGGGAAGUGACUGAGCAGUAUUUACAGCUAUGACGUUAUUGCAAUGAGGAUAAAGAUGAUCGAAAUCUGGUUUCAUAUAACGUUUUAAUAGCAAAUCUCUGCUGGCAACGUGAAGCAUUUACUUUUAACUUUCAUUAUGCCUAAUAACAUCUUCCCAUCUGACUUAAUAAAUAUAUAUAUAUAUAUAUAUAAAAUGGACAACGACACAGUUCUGGAUAACCCUGUCAAAGAUGUGCAAAAAGCCUUAAAAUACUUGGUUGUUAUGGAGACGUUGUGACUUUUAGGAUCCUAUUCUUUGUUACAGUUGUCUAAUAAUACCUUUAGAAACUUUACUCUUUCGUCAAACCAUCCUGCUCACUGUGCAGUUCGACAUCUUAGAAAAGUUUAUUUAAUCUUUUCAAAGGGGAGUGUUGGCCUAGUUGUUAGGGCAGUACACUUGUGCUCUGUGAAGGCUACAAGUACCGGGUUCGAUUCCCAAAGCCUGCACUCUGGGUUCCUGAGCAAGGACCAUAACCCCACACUGCUCUUCGGGCGCCGCACAAUGGCAGCCUACUGCUCCCCAAGGGGAUGGAUUAAAUGCAGAGAGUUGAUUUCCCCAUUGUGAGACAAUAAAGGGAUUUACAUUUUCAUUUACAUAAAUAUUCCAUUGAAAAAGUUAAUCUCCAUUCUUUAUACACAGUAUGAGGUUUCAGUGGUUUAUUUUUCCUAAAUUCCUAAUUAUGUUGUAAACCAGAGUCAGCAACCUCUACGAUUGAAAGAGUCAAUAUUACCUUUGUUGUUGGUUACAGAAAAUCACCUUCCAACGAGGACUUUAAUUGCAGUCUAAACAGUACAAAACUAUAGAUGAAUAUAGAUGAAAUACGAUCAAGUUUCUUUAAAAAAAUGAGAAGGAAAGUUUAGUGGAAGGAAUAAUUGUGGAAUCAACCGGUUUUACAUUUUGGUUUGAAUGAGUAAAACAGAUGAACUUUCUAAUUUAAUGAAAUACACUUAUAAACUUGGGCUAUCUUCCAGCCUAGUAGAUUAUAGUUCCAAUAGUAAAUUAAGUUUUUUCAAACUGUUCCUGUACAUUUGCAAGUGCAAGUUUUUUUGCUUUAACUUCUUGCUGUUCCCUAAUAGCUAAGAAGAGAGGACAUCAGCCUUACCUAAAUGGGAUAUUUUCUGUUGUCUAUCCCAAUGUAAAGAUCUGUGAAUAGAAACUAGCCCUUUUACACAUUUCUCUACCUCCAGAGUAACAGGAAGUUUUGGACCACCAUUUAAAAGUCCCGUUGCACAAAAAAAAGGGAAAGAUUUUGGUUGUUUACUGAAAUUACAUUUAAAGAAAUGUAUUUUAUUGCUUUUUACACAUCUUUGCCAUAAUUUGUAUUCAGAAAUGAAGGCUCUACUGCCUUCAGCUCCAAAAUGAAGUUAACCCUUCCACUUAAUGCAACUGCUCUCUUACUGAGGCUGACUUCAUGAUUGCUCAGCAUAGAGUUUUCUAUAGCAUUCCACAGGAAAAUGUUGUAAACACCUACUAUACACCUCUAAAAGGUCAACAGACGUGGAUUUAUUGGACUCCCCUCAACACAUAUUGAGCUGGUGGGAAUACUUAAUGAAUAUUUAUAGAUAUGCAUAUUUAUAAGGCUAUAUGACACUUUUGGAAGACAAUGCUUCCCGUUAGGUGCCAUUACCAGUUUAGCUAUAAACUGCUCAUUAUGCUGGUUCCCUGGCGUCUGCAUCUAACCUUUUUUAGCUCUUUGAAUAAUUUAACAUUUACCUCCCAAAUCUAGCAAGGAAAGAAAACAGCCACUCCACACAUCCCAGCUUGUUUUUUUUUUUGUUUUUUUUUAGUGCAGUACUUAAUUCACCAAGCGUGUGAUUUAGUGCAACCAAGAUGACCAACAUGAUUAGGUGCAUUUAAACAAACUGUUUCUGUUUCAAAAUAACAUCAACAAAAAUGUGGCUCAGCCUUAGCCGCUGAUCGCAGCUCCGUCUAUCCCUUUUUGACUUCCCCGCUGCUGCACUGAGAAAUCUUUCUAAAAACAAAGAGAAGCGUACACAGAGCUUGUCUGAGCAAUCAUCCAUGUCUUUUACCCAUGUUUUCAUGAUGUAAGGAAAGGUAAAGCAAUCAUGUGAAGUAUUGGAAAUCUUCACUUGCUCUGAAUCAAAGCUGCAAGUUUACAGGUUGGAAAAAAAAGUUAAACUGACUGGUUCAACAAGAGACAGAGCAGAAGUUUGAAUAUAAAUAUAUAUAAAUAUAUACAUAAACUGAUGAAUAUACUGUAAAUUAUUUCUUUUUUGCUCUGUUUUUCCUCUGUACAUAGGUUUGCAUAUUUUAUAGGACUUUUACUUCCAUCUACAAGGACUGGAUAAAGUACUUUAAAUACUUUAAAUAAAUAUAUAUAUAAAUAUGAAUAUAUGAAUGAAAACACGAUAAUGCUCAUUGAAACCAGGUACAAAAAAAAAAAGAAAAAAAAUACAGUCGCUAGGUUACGGUGAAAACUGUAGGACCUGACCAAGGCAUUUAUCCAGAAUACAGUCAGGGAGAGCAUUGACCUCAGUUAGAGCUUAGACACACAUUGACCUAUUUUAUAAAAACAAAAGGUUUAAAAAACUUCAGUGGGUUCUAUUCAUUUAUUCCUUUAGAUAUUUGUUUAGGAGUCAUGUCUGAGAUGAUAUGCAUGCUUUCACAGCAUUAUUUUUCUAUGAGUUGGUACGUGACCAAAUCUUUUUUUAUAUGACAUGCAUGGGCUGCCGUCGUGGUCCAUAGAUGAUCUUUGUUCCUGCCUGAGGGACCAAACCUUCAGCACUUCUUUGGUGAUGGAGAAGAAAAACCAAAAAAAAAAAAAAAAACUCCUAUUGACCAACUGAUGUCAGAAACAGAUUUUAAUCAUUUAUUUAUCUAUUUAUUUAAUUUAUUGUGUAUUUAUUUGUGCUGUUAGAUUCAAGAUCUGAGCUCUGCUGUCGCCCCUAAUCCUCAAAAGCCCUAAUCUGAAUUUUACUUCUUCAAUGACUGAUUUUUUUUUUCUUUCACAAAUGAACUCAACAAUGCAGUAAAACGCUAAAGCCUUAUACAUACUGUAACUAUAGAUUCAUGCUGUUCUGGAAAAAACUGUUUUUUGUCAGGAAAUUGUCCUCUUGUUAUUGGGCCUUUUCUCCAAAAUUGGUUAAACUCUUGGAUAUUUCGUUCCAAUAGGUUUCGCAAUUAGAAAUAAUUGUUUCUUGUUCAUCACUGAUUACUUGCAUUUGUUUUUCAUUGUGACUUCAAGUAUUUGACAGAGCUCUGAUCUUGUUCAACCCAUAUUUUCUGCCAAAAACAAAAUUCAACAAUGACUGCACUAAUUCAUCAAAAAGAGAAAAGAAAAAUCCAGGUUUCUUUUUAUUUAUUUCUUUUUUUUCUGUGCUAUUACCAGUGUGAUCUUAUUUCUAAGGCUCAGUAGUGUUGCUAGAAUCACAUUUUACAUCAUGUGGUUUUCAAAGUGUUCUGGAAAUCUACUGUAUUUCCCAAAUUUCAGCACAGAUGGAGGGCUGGGGAAAUGAAUGUUGCAUAUUAAAGCUUUGCCAGGUUCCUAAUGAGCUGAGCUUCUGAUUGGGCAGUCCGCUUUAGGGUCCCGCUCCUCCCACCCCGUCUCUCCAGACUGCACCAUUCUCUGGUCCCCUGGACUCCUCUUUUUGUAAUUUUAAAUGAAUGAUGCGUCUCAGCUUAGCCCAAUAAUAAAGCACAGUCUAGAAUAAUGUAAUCUGUGUGGUGUCAUAAUUACUGAGAAUUUAUCAAUGGGAGAUUUUGCUGUUUGUUGAUGUAAAACAUUCACAUCUUGCCAUGGUCAAAGUAUGGUGGGGUUUAAAAAAAGGUUAAAGCUUUAACUGAACACUGACUUUCUGUCUUACUUUACCUAUUCUUUUUAAGUUGUAAUAAAGUGCCAGAGUUAUUGGAAGUUUUUCCUGCUGCACAGAGCAUAGAGGAAGCGAGUUGCACUGCAAACCCCCGUAAACACAAUUAGGAGGCAGAAACACUGAGUGGAUGAGAUAUUUAUUGUGGCGUAAUGAUGUGGCGUUUAGGUUAUUCGGCUGUGGGAAAACAAACCAGUUCUGCAAAACCAAUUAAACAGAGGGUGUAACACAAAGUCCUGGUAAAGCAGUGAGACCACUUUGGUUGAAAAAUUCCCCAAUCUAACUGUAUGAAAAGAUUUUAAAUCACAAAAAACAAUCAUAGAAGGCGAAGGAGGGCUGCUUAUGAAUCAAAUUAAAAGGUAACAGUUUUAAAGCUACAUUUAAGGGAAGUGGACAACUGAUCAACAUUGGCUUCUGGCUUCUUAGCUAAGGUGGAAUAGAUUGUAGUCUGUGUAUAUGGGAGACGUGAGCGUUCAGCUUUAAAUCCUCUUGGUCUUUCAUCUCAGUAUAUCAUCACAAGUCUUUUUUUUUUAUCAUUUUGAAAUAGUAAUAAUCUAGGAGAAUUAUUUUUUUGGUUUUUUAAUGUAGUCCUUUAUUGUAUAUUUUUUAACCUUCCCUCUAAUUAUCUAAGGUCCCCUGACAACCCUCGGUUUGAAAACUAAUAUUUUAACUUUAUUGAUUUCACAUUGGAGAAUUUUAGCUCUGCAUUUCACACAUCCCCUUGGGGAGCAGUGGGCUGCCAUCGUUGGGCACCCGGGGAGCAAUCAGGGGUUAAGGAUCUUGCUCAGGGUCUCAAGGUGGCAGUCUGUGGGAGUGGGUUUCGAACUCACAACCUCAGGAUUCAAACCCUAUAGCCCAACCCCUAGGCCACCACUCCCCCUACUGACCUAAUUAACCAACUACAACAAGUUUAAUAUAAUUAUGCAAAAUUUAUUUUAAUAAAUUUUGUAUUUAUUUUAUAUUUUCAGCAGCAGUGGUAAUAACUGUUGCUUCUCUAUCUCAAAUAAAAGCAGUUAAUUAACC